Messenger RNA from Megachile rotundata (alfalfa leafcutting bee), 3773 nucleotides. RefSeq names its product TRPL translocation defect 14 (gene Ttd14). Gene Ontology annotation, molecular function: GTP binding; phosphatidic acid binding; phosphatidylinositol binding. The record is from RefSeq and is a predicted model, not a curated record. Lineage: Eukaryota; Metazoa; Arthropoda; Insecta; Hymenoptera; Megachilidae. Gene Ontology annotation, biological process: photoreceptor cell maintenance.
UUAAAUAGUCCCAUUUUAGAAAAUGGUGCAGUUAUAUUCAUUACGCACAUCCUUGCACUUAUAAAAGAAUUAAAAUUGUAAAAAUAGAAGUCCUGUUCAAUAUUUUCAACAUCUCAGUAUCGUGUAUAAAUAUUGAAAACCCUGAAACAUACAUGUAUGUAUAAUACAUUGUCUGGGAUCUGCAUUAACGAUAUAAUAUCGCGAUUUGCAUAAACCGUACAACAUUGAAGUUUAAAAAAUAUUAUUCAAUUGUUAUCGAACAGAUUAAGAAAAGAAAGAUAAUAUCAAUAAGAAGAACUUUUGCGAAGUUGCAAGUUUUUAGCUAACAAUUUCCGGAGAUAGUGCAAAGCGAUGAAACCAAAGUGCAUCGUUCGGAUACUUUCGGAAACGACACUCGUGGACUCGUGCGUUUCCGUUUCGCGCAUGAUCACAGUACAGAGGGAGUAGCAUAACCCGAUUAACCAAAGCCGCGGAUCGUUUCAUUUCGAGUCAGACGUCUGCUCUCUCAAGUGGCAGUUUGCUGUCUUUCUGCGUCCAAGAUAUAUCAUCGCUUCAUUCCCAUGUCUUCGACAUAUCUAUCUCCGCGGUACAUCGUAAUGUACGGUGAAGUGUUUAUGUAGUAUUCGUUGCAACCGUAGACACCAUUCACGAGCCAGACGAACAUCUAUCCAUCCAUCCAUCCAUCGACAUCGACCUGAAACAACCUCGUGGACUUGGUCAGUGAAAAAGAGCUCUAAUAAACGUUCAUUCAACAUGGAGCAGAAACGCCUGUACAAAGUGGUACUCACUGGAGGACCUUGCGGCGGCAAAACGACUGGACAGACGCGGCUGUGUACGUUCUUUGAGAAUAUGGGUUGGAAGUUUAGUGGUGCAAUACGAUUCCUCGAAGGUCGAGCUGCACCCAAUAACGACCAGGCAUUAAUUAACAAGUCAUCCAGUUCUGACAGGAUACGGUGGGUUUGGAUCAACUCUACAGGUCGAAUCAAUUUACUUGAUCAACAAAAGCCAAAGGGAUCCGUGUCGCGACCUUCGAUUACGAAGUCGUCACAGAGACGUUACAGGAACAGGUCCGACAAAGGGGAAGCGAGGUGGCCAGAAAUCUUGGAGGUUGACUCCAGCGAGGCAUUCAAAUUUCAAGAGAACCUUCUUCGCACGAUGAUACAAAUAGAGAAUACGUUUUUCCAAUUGGGUGAGAGCUGCUCGCGAAAUUGCCUUAUAAUCUGUGAUCGUGGCGCUAUGGAUGCCUCUGCAUUUAUUUCAAAGGACAAAUGGGAACUGAUGAUGGCAUCGAACGGUUGGAACAACGUUGAGCUGCGAGACAACAGAUAUAACCAGAUCAUCCACAUGGUGUCGGCAGCCAACGGUGCCGAGGAAUUUUAUUCGACCGAAGAGCACGCGUGCCGAUCAGAAGGUGUAGAGUUGGCCAGAGAGCUCGAUUACAAAGCAGCCGCAGCCUGGGUCGGUCAUCCUUACUUCGACGUAAUCGACAACUCACAGGACUUCGAGUCGAAAAUUUGCCGUAUGAUCGAAUGCGUGUGCCAGAAACUGGGCAUCGACAUCGGAGACAGAUUACGAUCCAGCAGCCGAAAAGUCAAGUUCCUUGUCAAAGGUCCUCUACCUUCGGACAGCGAGUUUCCACCGUUUCAAGACUUCGAUGUCGUCCAUAACUACCUCCAAAGUAACAAUCCGAAGAUGCAAGCUCGUCUCCGCAAACGCGGUCAAAAAGGUCAUUGGUCCUAUAUCCACACGAUUCGGCGUCCGAAGAUGUGCGGGCAAGUGAUCGAAGUUAAGACCCAGUUAACCCAUCGUGAUUAUUUGAACAUGCUUGCUCAACGCGACGACUCGCAUUUCACGAUCUUCAAACGUCGACGUUGUUUCCUUAUCAACAAUCAGUAUUUUCAGUUAGACAUAUACAGAGAACCAGCUCAUCCAAGGUGCCGUGGAUUGAUGUUGCUUGAAACGUACACAGCAUUAACCGGAGACGAGCUCAAGAAUAUACUACCACAGUUCCUGACAAUCGAGAAAGAAGUCACUGGCAAUCCGGACUACAGCAUGUUCAAUCUGAGUCUACGAGAAGAAUGGAACAAUACCAAUAAAUACUGCCAUAAUUUACACGAUUACGCUCUUGCAGGCUUGACGGAAUCUGGAUCUGCAGAAAAUAAAAAUAUUAAUACUUCAGAAGCGAGAGGUACAUCGGCUAAAAAACAUGUAAACGGGGCAAGUAACGGGGUUGAGUCUAGAAUUAAUGGUGUAAACGUAACUGUAAAUGGUGUAGAUAAAGUUGUGAAUGGCAUACAAAAUGGUGUCCACGGUGUUGCGAAUGGUAACGCGAAAUUCGUUGAGAGAAACAGCAUCAAAAGCAAUAGCCAAGUACGCGAGAAUCCUACGAAAACGUUGAACGAUAGUUCAUAAGAAAAUAAGCGGCAAAAGAAUGUAAGAAAAAUACGGAGAAAGAUUUUGAAACGAUGUAAAAACACGAUGAUGAAAGUUCAGCAAUGAUAAGAGACAAAUUAAUUGAAGCAAUUCCAAACACUACAAGAUGAAGUAUUCUAUUGGCACUGACAACUCGAUCUGAGAAAAAAAAAAAACUUUUUUUAGGCAAUACGAAGAAUGAUAAAGUUCUAAACACUUCGAUACAUAUUUUCUAAUUGACCUUGUAUGUGCACAUCUGGAACUAUUUGAUGCGAAAUGUACUUAAUAUAAUUCGACUGUAACUUAUUUUUUACCGAUCCGUUAAACGAGUACUAUUGAUUAAUAUAUACCGGGUAUUUUUACAUCUAACUCGCAUCACUUCACUUUUCAUCUCCUCUUUACUUCAUUAUGUAUCUUAACGGUAGAGUAUUGUCGUCGUAAUAUUUUAUUUAAGGCAACUACUAUAAAUGAUUGUGAUACAAAAUACAACGUGUAGCACAUAGCAAAGUACGUUAUUCAGCUAUGUAAUUAUUCAAGAACAUACGAUCAGUGUGAAGUAUACUUUACCUUUAGAAAAAUGUUUAAUAUUGUCUCGAUAGAAAAUUAAUAUUCUGCACUAAAGUGAAACAGAGAUUUCAAUUCAUCAAUUUUUGCCGUAGAAGACGAAAAGCUUUUGUCCUUGUAUCGUAGAUUUAAUUACAGUUUUUGCAGGUGUAUUAUUUAUUAGUGGUACCGUGUAAAAUGUUGAGAUAAAUCUAAUGUUUUAUCUUUUAAUAAUAAUAAUAAUAAUGGUCGGGUAAUUAAAGAAAAGAGAAAAGUAUGGUUCAAUGAUUGUACUGUUCCACAGUAUUGUCAGAAUUGUGUAUUACAUAGUCAUGACGAACUAAUUGUCGUACACGAUAUAGUACUUAACAGGUGUUUCCAUAAAGGUUUCAGUCCGUACAAGACAAAGUCUUUUAAUUUAUUGGAAAUACCGUUGGUAUUAAACAAAGAGAUCGAUUAAUGAAUUGCAAUCUUAAAUAGAAAUGUUUUGAAGUAAAUUAAUUAUUGAGUAAUUAUUAUUAUUAUUUAAUUUAUAAAUGAAAAUUAUUUCGUCAUUGAUCAUAACUUAAUGAACGUAAACUGUGAUGAUUAUAUACAUGUUUAUUUUACAUAAAAAACAUUUAUCACAAAUAUUAUAAUUGUUUAGAGACAAAGUGCCUGUGAGAUGUUCAGUCGCGGAAGUGAAAAGAAUGAUAUAUAAAAUAUAUAUUUUCAAUGAAAGAUGCAAUAAUCAACUAUCGAUGCACUUAAACCACGUAUAAUUGAUCUGAACUCAUAUUGUACUCAUGAUUAUCUAAUAAAAUGUCAUGUGCCUAUCA